Mesorhabditis spiculigera is the source of this 357-nucleotide messenger RNA. The record is from the annotation of a GenBank genome assembly. Lineage: Eukaryota; Metazoa; Nematoda; Chromadorea; Rhabditida; Rhabditidae.
AUGAAGUGGCAGUACAAGGAGGAGAACAACUUCGAAAAGCGUCGCGCUGAGGGGGACAAGAUUCGCAGGAAGUACCCCGACCGCAUUCCGGUUAUUGUCGAGAAGGCCCCGAAGUCGCGCCUCCGUGAUUUGGAUAAGAAGAAAUACUUGGUGCCCUCGGACUUGACUGUUGGCCAGUUCUACUUCUUGAUCCGAAAGAGGAUCCAUUUGCGGCCUGAGGACGCGCUCUUCUUCUUCGUCAACAACGUGAUCCCGCAAACAAUGACGACAAUGGGCCAGCUGUACCAGGAUCAUCACGAAGAAGAUCUCUUCCUCUACAUCGCCUACAGCGAUGAGAGCGUCUAUGGUGCCGAUCAA